AUGUCUUUUAGGAAUUUUGACAUAUUCCCUUUCAUUUCACCGACAAUUUUUCUUUCUAUUUUUCUUUCUUUCUUUCUUUCUUUCUUUCUUUUUUUCUUUCUUUCUUUCUUUGUUUCUUUCUUUUUUUUUUCUUUCUUUCUUUCUUUCUUUCUUUUCUCUUUCUUUCUUUUUUCGUUCUUACUUUCUUUCUUUCUUUUUUACUGUCUUUCUUUUUUCUUUCUCUCUUUUCUUGUUUCUUUUUCUUUGUUUCUUUCUUUUUUCUUUGUUUCUUUGUCUUUUUCUUUCUUUCUUUCUUUCUUUCUUUCUUUGUCUUUUUCUUUUCUCUUUCUUUCUUUCUUUCUGUCUUUCUUUUUUCUUUCUCUCUUUCUUUCUUUCUUUUUCUUUUUUCUUUCUUUUUUCUUUGCUUCUUUGUCUUUUUCUUUCUUUUUCUUUCUUUUUUCUUUCUUUCUUUGUUUCGGGUUAUCUGAUGCGAACUUUACCAAUCUCUCUAUCUCAACGCACAGCUUUCUGCCCUUUUCAGGUUCAUGGUCAUACCACUUUUGGGUUCAGUUGCUUGAAAAGCGAAUCGUGUUCAUGAGACGUAGCUUGGCCGUUUCAGAAUCGGUAGCAAAUCUGCAGUUUGUGUCUCAGUCGCAAACGGCGUGUGACAAAGCCUUACACGACUAUCUCAGUUUGAUUCUAUCUAUCUAUCUAUAUAUCUAUCUAUCUAUCUAUCUAUCUAUCUAUCUAUCUAUUAUAUACCCUGAGAUACAUCUAUCUAUCUAUCUAUCUAUCUAUCUAUCUAUUUAUCUAUCUAUCUAUCUAUCUAUCUAUCUUGAUCUGUCCAUAUCAGUCUAUAUCUUCCUGACAUAUCUAUCCAUAAAUCUCUCUAGCUUCUAUUUAUUUCUGACAGUUCAUAUUUAUCUCAGUCUUUUCAUAUCUCAUAUCUAUCUAUCUAUCUAUCUAUCUAUCUAUCUAUUUCAGUCUAUUUCAUAUCUUUCCUUAUAUUUCCCGUUAAAUCUUUGUUAA
Acanthosepion pharaonis is the source of this 1008-nucleotide messenger RNA. The record is from the annotation of a GenBank genome assembly. Lineage: Eukaryota; Metazoa; Mollusca; Cephalopoda; Sepiida; Sepiidae.